GAGGACAGCACGCUACUCACCAUCGUGCAGAUAAUCCAGUAUACUCCUUUCUCAGCAUGCCUCCUCCCCACUAUGAUUUUCUCAUCAAGCUUCUCUUAAUCGGCGAUUCAGGUGUCGGAAAGUCAUGUCUCUUGCUGCGCUUCUGUGACGACGCCUGGACGCCUUCCUUCAUCACCACCAUCGGCAUCGACUUCAAGAUUCGGACAAUCGAGCUUGAUGGAAAGCGCAUAAAGCUGCAAAUCUGGGAUACUGCAGGUCAGGAACGGUUUAGAACAAUCACCACCGCUUACUACCGUGGCGCCAUGGGUAUCUUGCUUGUAUAUGAUGUUACCGACGAACGAUCAUUCAACAAUAUUCGUACCUGGCACGCAAAUAUAGAGCAACAUGCCUCGGAAGGCGUCAACAAGAUCCUUAUCGGUAACAAGUCUGACUGGACAGACAAACGAGCCGUCACUGAGGAACAAGGUCGGGAAUUGGCCGAGGAACUUGGCAUCAGGUUUAUGGAGACGUCAGCGAAGGUAAACGACGGCGUGGAAGAAGCUUUCUUUACUCUUGCCAGGGAUAUCAAAACUCGACUCAUUGACACACAGGCUGAUACUGCAGCUGCGGCCGGAGGUUCACCCAGUGCCGACGGGUCUGUGAAAGUGAAUCAACCGUCGACGCAGACGACGACAGGUUGCUGUUCGUAGAUGGUACCUCGCGUUCUGUACAUGUCAUGUAGACGAACGCCACUUGGCUGUUUUGAUAUUUUUUCUGCUUUCUGCUACUCACCUGCAGCCAUAUUGUACUAUUGUCCUGUACGUGCAUUGGCAAGACUACAUGGAUGAAUUCCAGUUCCCUCCCC
This is a messenger RNA of Serpula lacrymans var. lacrymans S7.9, 844 nucleotides long. RefSeq lists its product as uncharacterized. Lineage: Eukaryota; Fungi; Basidiomycota; Agaricomycetes; Boletales; Serpulaceae. The transcript has 7 exons. The record is from RefSeq and is a predicted model, not a curated record. Gene Ontology annotation, molecular function: GTP binding; GTPase activity. The coding region runs from base 57 to 689 and encodes 210 amino acids. Gene Ontology annotation, cellular component: plasma membrane; endosome. Gene Ontology annotation, biological process: protein localization to plasma membrane; regulation of exocytosis; protein secretion.